UUCUAUGUUCUUUGGUUGAAGCCAGAGGAGGAAAAAACCCGGAAAAAGCGUGUUGAUCACCUGACCAGUAGUGGAUGCCCAGUGUUUUUGACAAGUUUUCGAUUUAUAUAUUUCUUUUUCCUUCAUUUUUGUCCUCCUAUCCUGCACUUAACGGAUCUAUUAACUCAGCAGCGAAUUCGACCAAACUCGCGACUUAAUAAUAUUAACCGAGACAUUUUAUAUAAUAAUUGCACAUUUCAAGUGAAUAAUCUUUUUUUUAUGUGAACAUUUUCAAUGUUUUCUGGAUAGGCUAACAUUAAACCGUCGUGUUUUAUAGUGGAGUGUGUUUAUUCGAGCUGACAAGACUUUCAUAUGUUUUCCAAGCAUAAGCUAUAAGCUGUUUUAACAAUAAACAAAUUGCAUUAAAACCAGACUACUCUGAAUAAGUUAUGGGAUAUGGCUACACCAGAGCUGAUGCUGAGCCUUGGAUUAAUUGAGAAAGAUGUAAAUGCAGACACUCUUUGGGUUUGGUGUUAUCCUUCCAUCGAUGCUGAUCUUCGAGAAGUGAUGUUGAGAAAAUGCUGCUUGACGUUGGACAAUCAGGUACUGCACACGUUUGUAUUUGGACAGUUCUGUCGGACGUGGUACUACAUCACCACUGUCGAGGUCCAGGAGCCCACUGUACUUAAAAAGGUGACACAUUUCUCUAUAGUUGUCACAGCGAAGGACUUCAACCCUGAAAAAUAUGCUGCGUUCAGUAGAGUUCUGUGCAGGACAUACAUGAAACAUGGAAGUCCUGUGAAGAUGAUGGAAGGCUACAUUGCUGUUCUGACUAAAGGGAUAUGCCAGAGUGAUGAGAACGGCUCUUUCCUUAUUAAAGAUUACGAUGUCAGGAAAGCCCUCCUCGCUGGCUCCUUAAAAGAUGUUGUGUCACAGUUUGGUAUGGAAACCAUCAUCCUAUACACAGCACUAAUGCUGAAGAAACGAGUGGUAGUGUAUCAUCCACGAAUUGAGGCACUGCUGGAAUUCACAAGAGCUCUUCCUUGUCUAGUGUGGCAUAGGAAAGAUUGGUCCAUCCUUCACCCUUUUGUUCACCUUGAAAAUGAUGAGCUGGAAAACCUCAAGGUCUGUACAGGGUAUGUGGCAGGGUUUGUUGAUCCUGAAGUCAAAGACAGAUCAGACUUGUUCGAUGUGUUUGUUAAUCUUCCAGACAGUGAGAUUACUGUUUCACAAAAUGCCAAAGAGGCAAUGUCUAUGGGGAAACUCCAUAAAGAGAUCGGCAACUUCAUUGUCCAGGCUGCAGAGGACGCUGAUCGUUCAGAUGCGCAGGUUAUUAAGGAUAUUUCAGUCAAAACUAAAGAGAUCCUCAGUAACUUGAUGUCUCUCGCCGACCAUGCAGACAACUCUAAGCUGACUUUGGAGAGUCUGAAGCAAGGGCACUAUCCUCCAGCGACUGAGAACUUCCUGUUUCACUUAGCAGCGGCUGAGCAACUGCUGAAGAUCUGACCAGUCGCUCGAUCCCACAGGCAUGUGUCACAUUCAGGAAUUUACCAUUCACAGUGAGAUCACAUAUUGAACUGGAACAUUCAAAACAAUAUUUGUCCAAUAUUGAACAUGUGAGCUGGUUAUAUAGAAAUAUAAAGACAUGCAAAAUAACUAAAAAUAGUCAUGUGAUCAAGUUAAGACACCCUAUUAAAUUAUAUUUCUUUUCAUAUCAGGACAAUAAAGAUUAUCUUAUCUCUGGCAGAGGUCUUAAAAUUUGGAAAAUAAAACCUCAGAUGAACAACAACAUGUAGUAUUAACAGAAGUCAGGCAUGGCUAAUCAAAUGCCUGAACUGAUCAUUAGCUUACAUUGGGGCCUUCAGGUGUGUUAACAAUACACAUCUGAGCUAAAAUUAUAUCAUGCAACAAAUUAAUGAUCCCAAACAAACCAGCAAAUCGACAACAGUAAGAAAAAAAAAUCUGUAUUUUGAGGCCUAAUCCCAAUUCUAUUUUUGUACCCCUUCCCCUUCCUCUUGGCCCUUGAACGCGAGUGUGAAGGACUUCACUAUUGUCACCUUGGGCUAGCACACCUGGGCACACCUAGGCUAGCUAAUCAUCUCCUACUAAGCUUUCUAGAAACAUCCUUGCAGGUAUGUUCAGGCAAGGAGCUAAAAUCUGCUGGAAUUUGAACCAGCUUUAUUUUGUUAAAUACUGCAAAUAAUAACAUGGUGUGAAGAACAAGUCAUGUGACACUGUUCAUAUGAGGAUUUAUCUUCCAGAUAUUAAUUCCUGCCAAGGACUAUGAAAACCAUGAAAUUCAACAGGGUGUCCUAAUAUUUCCAUGACUGUUAAACACGGGUCUGUUUAAGAAUUAAUGCUGAAUGUGACAUUUCUAAUCAUCAACACAGGUUUGAUUUUUGAAACUAAUAAUAAUCUCAAACCUUUUGGUAGCACUUUGAUCUGAAGUAAAGGAACAAUUUAUACACAAGCAUUCCUGAGGUAUCUAAUUAAGUUGUGCAUAAUCAUAGUUUUGCAUGCUGUUUUAACUUUUGUAAGAUUUAAACAUUGCACAUUGAUGUAAAAGGGCUCACAGCUGCUUACUUCAUGCAUAACUAAAAGACAUUUGUUGAACUGUAAAACAAUAAUAGUGUUGUUAAUGGGGUAUAUGCACACAGACUGCUAGCCCAAGCGCUUCCGGUUGAACUGUCGCGCCAUUACAGAGUUUCCACAUUUAGGAUCUGAAAGCUUGAAAGACCAGUGGUCUUCACUGCCUGAUGAAUAUAUGAUAUAAAGUGAGUAUCAGACCGGGCAAGAAGCACUGCAUUAAAUUCAAUUUUUUCAUGCCAUGUCUUGAAAAUAUGGAAAUUUAUUUUACCUAUGAAUUUGUGAUAGAGUUUCUGCCUGCUGCUACUGACGGUGCUAGUGUUCACAUGGUCUUUCAUCUCAUUUUAGGCUUGAACAACUGAAUGCUUACGUCUAUUUAACGGAUUAUAUUUUAAUUAAAAUACAACAUCAAUGCUGUAAAAGGAAGCUUCGGAAAAUAGCCACAUAAACCUUUCACUGGAAGUUCAUCAUCAGCUGAAAAACAGUAGCUGUGCAUAUAUCCCUUUGUUAAUUUAACAUAGAAUUGGGUUGCAAUAAAAUCAGAAUGUAAAGAAAUUGAAUCCUGAAAAACCAGAGUGCCAAAAUGUUAUGAUUUUAAUUAACAAUCUGUUGGUAUAAUCAUGUAAAAUUACUUUUUAUUAAUGAAUAGUGUUUGAAAGUAUAAAUAUUCAUUCCUAAUUUUCCAGAUUUCUAACUUUAUUCCCACAUUUUGCAUUUCCAUUGAGUGUCCAUAAUAUUCACAUUUAAAUUCCUUCAUGUUUUUUGUUUAAUCUACUUAAUGUUAAUCCCCUUGUAAUAAACUACUAAUCUAUGUGCCUAAAAAGAUCCUAAAAGACAUUCUGAUCAUACAUGCAAUAUGUCUUACAAUAUAUGAGGAUGGUCAGACUCUACUUAACUCUGACAUUGUUGUUUCCUCUGAUGUUUGAAUAAAUGUGAACAAAUAAUAUAUUUAACAUGUCCAUGAGUGGAAAAAGGGUAUGGUGAGGUGAUGAAUGUUUAAGUGUCUUUUAGUAUUAAUUGUGAAGAUCCAUUUCAGUGCAGUGCUUAAACCAUUUUUAUCCUGAAAUGCAGCUAUUAAAUUAAAACAGAUUCAAAAACA
This is a messenger RNA of Danio rerio (zebrafish), 3664 nucleotides long. It is a transcript of the gene dennd10, whose product is annotated as DENN domain containing 10. The record is from RefSeq and is marked validated. Lineage: Eukaryota; Metazoa; Chordata; Actinopteri; Cypriniformes; Danionidae. Gene Ontology annotation, cellular component: late endosome.